AUGGCCUCAACACCACCAAAUAGCCAGUACCCUAGCCCUUUGUCACAGUCCCCCGAGUUCGGAGGGCCUCCAAAACGAGCGCCUAAACUGCGUGCCUCGUGCGAUCUGUGCGCUGCCGCAAAAGUCAAGUGCAGCAAAGAGCACCCGUCUUGCAUUCGCUGCACGUCCAACGGCCACGAAUGUGUGUAUGGUCCUUCCAGGAAGCACGGCAAACCAGGACGCAAGCGAAAACCAAAGCCGGAGAACAAGGCUGCUGCCAAGAGCAUCGCCAAUUGGGUCUCCUCACUCGGCAAGGAUCAGUUUCCGGAGGUCCAGCUCGCCCUGGAAAGCCUCAUGAACGGAGAGGACCAAUUCUCCUGGAACUCGAAUCCUGGGGUCCCCGCGCCCGAGCCCGAGCCUGCUAGGGAUGCUUCGUUUUCAUUAAUGGCCGACUCUCCACUCAACUGUCCGGAACCUGCCGGGUCCGUGCGCAUUGGUUCCGAUACGACCACGAAUUCCAUGAUGCACCCCUUCACCAAAAGCAAAGAAUUGCAUGGCGGCAUUUCGCUCACACCGCCGGCAUCCUUCGACUACCAGAACUUCAACGACUUCAUUGGCGGUGACGACUUGCCAUCUCUAGAUGCCUCCCUAAACACUACCGCUUUCCAAAAUCCGGGCCUGAACUCCACCCUUCUACCUGACUCACCUAUCACCGAUGACAGCGCGUAUGGCUCCUGUCGGACAAGUCUUGACAGCAGCAAUCACAACUGCUGUAGUCUUGCGUGUAAUACCAUGGAGUCGCUGAGCCACGAUUCAACAUGCUUCGGCCCUCAGUCUUCAUCAUCGAUAUUUUCUCAGCGCACUCGAUCUAGCAGCCAGACGCUCGACAGCGUUCUUCAUAACAACAAAGCCGCCAUCGCGACCGUUAGUCAACUGCUCAACUGUCCGUGCGCUCACUUGCCACACCAAGCGAUGCUGUACGCUUCAAUUGUAUUCAAAGUUCUCCACUGGUAUCAAAUCGCCAGCGGCGUCAAAGCCUCUACACCAAUGUCGACCGGAACUUUUAUGGCAUCGUCGCCCAACUUCAUGCCAACCCCCUCUCCACCCAGGAUAGGCUCAUCGGCACCAGGCAACAUUAUGUUCAUGCCAAUGACCAUUGGCGCUUUCAGUCUCGAUGAAGAAGAUCAGGAGGCAUUCAGGCAACAACUUCUCCUCAGCGAACUGCGCAAAGUGGGACAAUUGAUUGAUACAUUCGCGUCGCGUGGCAGUGAGGAAUGCGAUAGCGGCAAGCUCUACCGGUCCGUCGGGAUAUUGUUAAGGGAGGAAUGGGCGUGCACUGUCAGCGAUAUUCGAGAACGGUGACGAAUGGCGAUGAUCGGAGGACGACACGAUUUCUGUUCAAUUGACGACUACCUGAGCUUUCUAAUCUUGCGCUUACUGAACGCCUCAACGGCGCAGUAGAAGCGUUCAUGGAGGAGAGCAAUUCAAUUGCUCAAUAGACAUUUUAUUCCAAGAGAAGUUCAUGGCUUCCACCAACCACCCCCUCAAUUUUCCCAACAAUUUUGCAGAUAUAUCAUCAUACAAUCCGACAGACAUGGACUAACUGUGAUCCUCCCUGUCAUAUCGAUAGAUCAGACAUAAUUACUACGCAAUAAAAGCC
Mytilinidion resinicola is the source of this 1639-nucleotide messenger RNA. RefSeq lists its product as uncharacterized. The coding region runs from base 1 to 1341 and encodes 446 amino acids. The record is from RefSeq and is a predicted model, not a curated record. The transcript has a single exon. Lineage: Eukaryota; Fungi; Ascomycota; Dothideomycetes; Mytilinidiales; Mytilinidiaceae. Gene Ontology annotation, biological process: aflatoxin biosynthetic process; regulation of DNA-templated transcription. Gene Ontology annotation, molecular function: DNA-binding transcription factor activity, RNA polymerase II-specific; zinc ion binding; DNA binding. Gene Ontology annotation, cellular component: nucleus.